Messenger RNA from Sinocyclocheilus grahami, 719 nucleotides. RefSeq names its product VIP peptides-like. Gene Ontology annotation, molecular function: peptide hormone receptor binding; neuropeptide hormone activity. Gene Ontology annotation, cellular component: neuron projection; extracellular region. The record is from RefSeq and is a predicted model, not a curated record. Gene Ontology annotation, biological process: epinephrine secretion; adenylate cyclase-activating G protein-coupled receptor signaling pathway; regulation of protein localization. Bases 20 to 475 code for a protein of 151 amino acids. NCBI's taxonomy places the organism in Eukaryota, Metazoa, Chordata, Actinopteri, Cypriniformes, Cyprinidae. The transcript is spliced from 6 exons.
UAAAUGUCUGCAGAAAGCCAUGAUUUCACUGAGCAGCUGUCAGACGCUCCUCCUGAUGGCCAUCUGUGGCGUCUUCUGCUGCAGGACUCUUGCACUGCCUGCCAUCUCUGCAUAUCCUGACAUCAGACCAGGUGCUCUCGAUGAAGACGGAGACAUCGACUGGACGAGAGACUCGUCACUACAGGAUCUGGAGGCGUAUAAACUCCUGUAUGAACUCGCAAACACCGUCGAGAGACCAUCCAGACACGCUGAUGGACUGUUCACGAGCGGAUACAGCAAACUGCUCGGCCAACUGUCUGCUAAAGAAUAUCUGGAGUCUUUACUUGCAAAGAGAGUCAGUGAUGAGCUGGGCAUGGACCAGAUGCCUGUGAAACGUCACUCAGAUGCCGUCUUCACAGACAACUACAGCCGUUACCGCAAACAGAUGGCAGCCAAGAAAUACCUCAACUCCGUUCUGGCAGGAAAAAGGAGGUGAUGCACUCCUGUUCAAACGCUGCCUGUGCUCUUCGACAUGUAAGUGAUGUGGACGCACAGCUUCAAGAUUUCGCCAUCAUUAUAUAUUCAAGCUUGCACAAUCUAUUACAGCUGAAAUUGAGUUAACAGCACUAAACACAACACAAACUGAACGAGCGUGUCAGUGAAUGAAUCAGUGGGAAUGGCACGUCUGUUUGUUGUUGGCUGAUUAAUGCUGUUAUGUCUAGAGGAAUCUAUUUUGACCG